Molecule: messenger RNA, 347 nt
Organism: Drosophila santomea
Lineage: Eukaryota; Metazoa; Arthropoda; Insecta; Diptera; Drosophilidae
Product: male accessory gland serine protease inhibitor-like
Exons: 2
Coding region: 93-347 (84 amino acids)
Molecular function (GO): serine-type endopeptidase inhibitor activity
Source: RefSeq, a predicted model, not a curated record
AAAUGAUGAGGCUUUAAAAUACCCGAAAAAUGGUGUCACAGCUUUAGUUUAUUUCUUUCUACGUAAGCUACAGGUUCGAAUUAUUUUCCACGAUGAAACUAUUCAUGUUCGUGUUUGUCUUCAUCGCCUUUGCGGCAAGUGCCUUGGCUCUGAAAAAUGAAAUCUGUGGCCUUCCGCACUCUCGAGAUGGGGAUGCUGAACGUAAUAUCGCCUGCGAGGCAUAUUUUCCCAGUUGGUCCUACGAUUCUAGCAACAAUAAGUGCGUGAAAUUCAUCUACGGAGGAUGUGGUGGCAAUGCGAAUAGAUUUGGUACGAAGGAACGUUGUGAAGAAGUGUGCUUGGAAUGA